Oikopleura dioica is the source of this 513-nucleotide messenger RNA. The record is from the annotation of a GenBank genome assembly. NCBI's taxonomy places the organism in Eukaryota, Metazoa, Chordata, Appendicularia, Copelata, Oikopleuridae.
AUGCUCACUAAGAUUAUUCUUUCCUUGGCUGGAAUCGGCCUCAUGUAUUAUGAGAAAGUCGUGGAUGAAAACAUGACUGCUGCUGAGUCGGCAAGAAAGGAAUACAAAGCGAGUUGCGACAUGAAAGUUGACCUGCUCUUCACAGAACAAGAGUUCAGCUGCUCGACGAUUCUCAAAUCUGAUUACGCCGUAGGCUUUGGAUUCCUUCAGAAUGUAAAUAUUUACGAGUUUUCUGCAAACGUCUUGCCCGUCGACAGUCCCUUCAUCCAGCCAAAUUAUGUCUACGGUCUCUGGCACUACAUCCUCCAGCUCUUUGUAGCUAUCCUUGGAGACGCAUCUCUUUCCCGAACUCUUUCUGUCGGUGGAAUCGGUGCCUCUGUCUAUUUCACGUACGCGAUGAUAAAACUCGAAGCAAUGUGCCUCGCCUGCAUUAUUUGCCACUUCAUCAACGUCGCCUUUUUCGUUCUCGACACAGCAAAGCCCGCUGCACCGGAGAAACUCAAGCGUCACUAG